This is a messenger RNA of Melitaea cinxia (Glanville fritillary), 654 nucleotides long. RefSeq lists its product as uncharacterized. The transcript is spliced from 5 exons. NCBI's taxonomy places the organism in Eukaryota, Metazoa, Arthropoda, Insecta, Lepidoptera, Nymphalidae. The annotation marks the transcript as partial. The record is from RefSeq and is a predicted model, not a curated record.
UUAAAUAUUGUUCCAGCUCAAAGGAUAACCACGAUACAACUCGAUGGCGUCCAGUACUUUAUAUCGAGGAUGAACCCGUACAGCCCCGAGCUCAACUAUUUUCUCGCUUAUCAAUAUUGCAGGUCGUUAGGAUUACAACUAGCGUCAUUUGAAACAAAAGAAAAGGCAGAUUCAAUAACAACUUAUCUUACAAAUGCAGGAUAUAACAAGUACGAUUUCUGGACAUCUGGCAACAACCUCGGUACUGACAUGUACUUGUGGAUGAGCACGGGGCUACCUUUCAAUGCAACAUUCAACUACAUGAGACGCAUGGCAGUGGAUGCACCUAGUCAACACGCUGAUGAUAGCAUGGAUCCUCUGGACAUGCCGCAGGGAAGUACAGCUCCCCAACGCACAGCGAGGCAUGGAACCGAACACGUGAUGACCAACGGCUGUGUAUCCCUAAAAGCACCAUCGUUCCAUUGGGAGCCUCAACACUGUGGAGAGAUCAAGGACUUCAUUUGCGAACAAACACGCUGUUAUUACUACAACUACGGCUCAAUUCCCGUCUCCUCGGCGCAGGGGUAAUGACAGAAAACCGCUAUCGAUGACGACUACGACGACGGCGCACCCGCUCACUUCGUCGUCGCCGCCGCCGCCGCGCUCUGAGCACCU